Bemisia tabaci is the source of this 2495-nucleotide messenger RNA. RefSeq names its product choline/ethanolamine kinase. Gene Ontology annotation, cellular component: cytoplasm. NCBI's taxonomy places the organism in Eukaryota, Metazoa, Arthropoda, Insecta, Hemiptera, Aleyrodidae. Gene Ontology annotation, molecular function: ethanolamine kinase activity; choline kinase activity. Gene Ontology annotation, biological process: phosphatidylethanolamine biosynthetic process; CDP-choline pathway. The record is from RefSeq and is a predicted model, not a curated record.
GUGGCGCUCGCGUCAGUCUUCGAAAACUUGUACCCAGUGCCGAGCUAAAUCUAGUACUGUCUGCCGUCUACCGUACCUCCCAGUCUCGUCGCUCAGUGUUGUGCAGCGUCUCGUAGUGAGAACAGUGAUUCGAUCCGAAUAUCCCGCAUAGGAUAUUUUACUUUCAUUUCCCAGACAAACUUCUUACUUGUAUUGCAUUAAAUCCCAGCGUUUAUCCGUUAUCGAUCGUCCACUGUAAAAUCGGCGAUUCGGAAUAGUGGAAUUUCCUCUUAUUAUCACUUGAUCCACCUCUUGUGUAUAUUUUCAACACUUCAUCUGCGGUAGAUCCACUAAUGGGUGUUAAUAAAGACAGCAAGAUGAUUAUUGAGAAGAACGAAAUGCUUCAAAUGGCAGUAAAAAUUUGCCGUGGUUAUUUGCAUGGACCGUGGAAGAAAAUUACUACCAAUGAUGUCGUGAUGAAGAGAGUCAGUGGUGGUUUAAGCAACUGGCUGUAUCACGUGAAGCUCGUCUCAGAAAAUGCGGAACCCAGCCAAGUGUUACUCAGGAUAUAUGGUCAAACUCAUGGUGAAAGAGCUUUCGAAAGUAUCAUCACAGAGUCUGUCAUCUUCACUCUUUUAUCAGAGCGGAAACUGGGACCGAAAUUACACGGCAUAUUCCCCGGUGGCCGUUUGGAAGAGUAUAUCCCAGCCAGGCCUUUGAAAACCAAGGAACUCCAAGACAAGAAACUGAGUCUGUUGAUAGCCGACAAGAUGGCGUUGGUUCAUCAGAUGAACAUCCCUAUCAGCAAAGAACCUCGUUGGUUAUGGGACACCAUGAACAGGUGGAUCCAAUCCAUUGAUGAUCUGAAUCUCUACAUUUAUGUCGGAAAUCAAAUGAAAAGGAAAUUGAUGGCUCAAGACUUCAGGAUAGAGGCUGAAUGGUUGAAGUCUCAUCUGCAAAAGUUGCAGUCACCAGUUGUCUUUUGCCACAAUGACUUCCAGGAAGGAAACAUUCUCAUGCGUGAAGAAAACAACAACAAUGAAAGUGAGCCCUCCUUAGUGAUCAUUGAUUUCGAGUACUGUGCCUACAAUUACCGAGGGUUCGAUCUGGCAAAUCAUUUCAUCGAAUGGACUUAUGAUUAUUCCUACCCUCAGCCUCCAUAUUUCAGUGUCCAUCGUGAUUACUACGCUUCCCAUGAACAGCAGCUUGCUUUUGCUGAACGAUACUUGAAUUCUUUGGGUAACUCGAAAACUGAUCCAGAAGUCGUUGUUAAUGAAAUCAGGCAUUUUUCACUUGCAUCUCAUCUCUUCUGGGGCGCCUGGUCCCUAGUUCAAGCCAAAACUUCAAAAAUCAAGUUUGGAUAUCUGGAAUACGCAUAUGAAAGGCUGAACUGUUACUUCAACUUGAAAUCUGAGCUUUUGCUUGAAGCCAAUGCAAAGAAAAAGCUCCGGAUAAACAAUGACUGAGCACCAACCGUUCGUAUUGAAUGGUGAUUGAGAAUCACCAUUCUAACUUAUUCUUUCGACCUCGCUCUCACUUGCUAUUUGAAAAUAGCUUGUGUCUUUGUUGUCAUUGUCUGGAAAGAUUGUUUUUGCCUUAAAUCGACCAAGUCAGGUACCCUAUCUCUGAAGGUCCAAAUUUAUGGAAGAUCUUAUGUUCUCUUAGAAGGAACCGAUUCAGUUCCUAUUGGAAUGAGUGAAUCGCUAAACAUUUGCAAUUUUAGCCUUAUUUUAUUUUUAUCAUUGUGUCUUACCAUCUCUUCAUUUAAAAUCAUUCACUCGUCGUACUUUUAUAAUAUUAAGUUUAAUAUUAGAUCUCUAUUUUGUUAAAGCAUAAGCAGCAAAAAAAAAAGAAAAAAAAAAUUGGAAAAAAAUUAAAAAUGCAAAAUUGAAAAAAAAGAAGCUCUAAUGAGUAUUUAUUUUAUUUGAUGAACUUUGUAUUUUAAAUUAUUUGAAAAUUAAUUAAAUUCUUUGCAUGUGAUUUUAUGUGCUUAUGAUCGGAGGUCGUUUAAUGCAUGCUUUGAUUAUUGCUGUAAAUGUGUUUUCUUUAUGAAUUUAAAAAUAUUGAAGGACUGCAAUUUUGUCUACUUUGUAAGUUCACUCAGUAUUAUCAAAGCUUUAAUGGUAAGUGUCCUUAGUGAGAACUUCUGUUUUGUUCAUCUUUUCGAAGCAAAGAAUCAUUCAUGAUUUUCAAACCACAAGCUGAUAUUGAGAACUGACAUUUUUAAACAUUUUUAUUUGAGUUUUCGGCUCUUCUAUCCCAACUCUUAACUAUCUUGACUGAUUUUAUUCAAUUUUUAGCAUCCAAUUCCCUGUCAUUUUUUGCAAUACCCAACUCUGAACUGUCAAAUUAUACGAAUCGGUUUCUCUUAUUCUGUUUUUUUUUUAGCUAGUCCUCUUCUUCCUCUUUCAUCAGGGAACAUUACUCAGAAAUUUCACCGUGUGAACAAGUAAAAACUUCUUGUAAACAUCAAAUUACUUUUGGUCAUGUUUACUGUCUUGCAUUUCAAAAGAAAA